GUUUAAAAUUCUAGCGGUCACACUGCUAUCAGCUGUGCUCUUUCGUUUCUAGCAAAAUUGUAAAUACUCAACCGGAGUCGUGAGCAGCGUACCUAACAGAAUACAAUUGGCAAACCAGUUAUUUAGAAUGUUAUUAACAAAUAAAUGUGCGCACAAUAUGCGAGGUUUACAAACUCUUGCAAGCCUGCUUAAUAAACGAAACAACUAUUGCUGGUUAACGACUGCAGCAACAAAAAAAUUAAGCGCGAGCCAUUGGAGCGAAGGGGAGCGACGAUUGUGUUGCAGCAGCAGCAGCAACAGAUAUGAGAGUUCAGUUCUGUACACGACAGCAACGAGAGAAGCAGCAGCAGCGGCAGCAACUGGUGUUGGCUAUUCGAGAUUUUUCAGCAAACAACAACCAGUCACAGCAACCGCAAGUGCAAAAAAACCCAAAAUGGUGGCCAAGCUGACUGAACAAGAGCGCGCCGAGAAGCUGCAGCCACUGUUGGAUGCAGGAUGGUGCUUGGUUGAGGGACGCGAUGCCAUAUACAAGGAAUUUCUGUUUAAGGACUUCAAUCAGGCUUUUAGCUUUAUGACUGGUGUUGCUCUGCUGGCUGAGAAAAUGAAUCAUCACCCUGAAUGGUUCAACGUCUACAACAAAUUACAGGUCACCCUGAGCACCCACGAUGUUGGCGGCCUGAGCAGCCAGGAUAUACGCAUGGCCACGUACCUGGAGACACAGGCUAAGCUUUUGCACUAAAACUUAAAACUAAUUGAUUAAAUAUAUUCCGUUUGUAUCGCAUUUAAA
This is a messenger RNA of Drosophila virilis, 787 nucleotides long. RefSeq names its product pterin-4a-carbinolamine dehydratase (gene Pcd). Gene Ontology annotation, biological process: tetrahydrobiopterin biosynthetic process. Gene Ontology annotation, molecular function: 4-alpha-hydroxytetrahydrobiopterin dehydratase activity. The record is from RefSeq and is a predicted model, not a curated record. NCBI's taxonomy places the organism in Eukaryota, Metazoa, Arthropoda, Insecta, Diptera, Drosophilidae.